Messenger RNA from Prorocentrum cordatum, 690 nucleotides. The record is from the annotation of a GenBank genome assembly. Lineage: Eukaryota; Dinophyceae; Prorocentrales; Prorocentraceae.
AUGGGCUGGCCCACCGGCGGCAAGGGCAGGCCGUUGCGGUUCCCGAUCGGGACGCAGGUGCUGUGCCAGACCGGGGAAGGCUGGCAGCUGGGGACCAUCGUGGACCACUGGUACACCCAGAAAGGCUUCCCGGCCGGCUUCUUCGCCCCCUACCAGGUGCGGCUGGACAGCGGCACCCUGAUCUUCGUCCCCGAGGACAUCCCGGAGCUCUGCCGCGAGAGGGUGCUGGCGUGGUGGGAGAAGGCGUUCAAGGUGGACGCUGGGGAUGCUGCCUUGGCGGCCGAGGUCCGCGACGCCGUCGCGGGGCACAGCGUGGACGAGCCGAACUGCCACGGCACGACGGCCCUCGCGGAGAGCGCGCGCAGCGGCUUUUAUGACACCAUGAGGGUGCUGUUGGACCUCGGUGCCAACGCGAGCACACCCGACAAGAAGGGCAACACUCCGCUGCACCUCGCAAUAGCCGCGAAGGGCACGUCUCCAGAGCAGGUGAGCUCUGCAGUGAAGGCCCUCCUGGAGGCCAGGGCGGAUCCGAAUCUGCAAGACCGGGACCCAGAGAAGGAUCCCGACUUCAGCAGCAGGUCGUUCAAGGAGAGCUCGAGAAGCACCGCACGGCGCUGCACUACUGCGCCGCAUGGGGUUACACCGCCGUGGCCCAGCUGCUGCUGGAGGCCGGGACUGACCCGAACAUAA